Melozone crissalis (California towhee) is the source of this 4669-nucleotide messenger RNA. It is a transcript of the gene ENKUR, whose product is annotated as enkurin, TRPC channel interacting protein. The transcript is spliced from 5 exons. Lineage: Eukaryota; Metazoa; Chordata; Aves; Passeriformes; Passerellidae. Gene Ontology annotation, cellular component: acrosomal vesicle. Bases 79 to 840 code for a protein of 253 amino acids. The record is from RefSeq and is a predicted model, not a curated record. Gene Ontology annotation, molecular function: calmodulin binding.
AGCGGGGUGGGUACCCCGCGUCCAGAGCCCCGCAAGUAGGCGAGCGCUCCCCUGUGCCCGGGCUGUCGCGGCGGCAGCAUGGCCACGCAGAGCGCCCCGGAGGGCACCUGUGAGCCGCCGCCGCAGCCGAAGCCGCCCGCCAAAUCUGACGGGUAUCUAUCCAAACUUAGAGAACUUGUGAAACAUGAAGCAGACAAAAAUAAAUCUCAGUGCAAAACUAUGGGGCCAGCAAAAGUUGCAGUGCCAUCUCCAAAUGAUUUUCUGCAGAAACGUUCCAAGGAGCCCAAGCUAGCACCAAAAAAAAAAGAAGAGGAUGGUAAAAAAUUGCUCCCAUUAUCAGUGCCACCCAGGACAUAUCACCCAGUUACUCGUACUAAAAAGAAUUUUAUAAGUAAAAAUGCACUUGCUGUUAUGACAGGGGAGCCUAAAAAGCCUCGACAUUUUUGUGUUGAUACAAGACAGGGAGAUAAAUAUCUCCUUGAACCUUCAGGACUUUUUCCAAAAUACAUUAACAAAAAGAGUUAUGGUGUUUUACCAAAAUAUGUGAUACAGAGAAAUGAAGAAAUGAAGAGAGAGGAGGAAGAAUACCAAGCCAAUGUUUUGGAGCAACUCAAGAAGAAAGCUAUGAAAGUACUAUCUGAAGAAGAAAGGACAGAUAUUCUGAAGGCACUGAAAAAGAACUGGGAGGAAAUAAAUCGUGCAUAUCAAGGUCUUCCAAUAGUAACAGACACCAGGUACAAGCAGAUGCAUAAAGAAGAGCUGGAAUUAAAGCUGAAACAACUGGAGCAUGACAUAGCAGCAAUUGAGAAGCACAAAUGUGUCUACAUUGCAAACAUGUAAGGAUUGUUGUUCAGAUAUGGCCUCUUUUCUUCUUUUCCCCUGUCCCUGCAUCUCCAAGAAAUGCCUCUCCAAAUUCUCAGAAGAUGCUACUGUCAACUGUUUAGAAGGAAAUACUCAACUAAGUAUGUAGCAUCUUAGAAAAGUUGUUACAUAUAACUGUCAUCUAUACAAUUCCCCAAACAUUUUGAAAUAAAAUGCUUAACUAAACUUUGAGUAUGAAUGAUGAAUUUAAUUUUUUAUUCUUUGUAAUUUUUAUUAACUACUAAGAUUUCUAUAAACAUCAUACAGAAAGCAUGUAAAACACUGUUUCUUAUGUUUGGAGUACAUCUUUCCUUGCCUAGCCAAAACAAAGGGAAGUAAUUGGCAGCUGUAGACAGCUUGGUAAAUAUUACUUCAGGAUGGAAUGGCUUCUGGACUAUAUAUUAAAGAGAUCUUGUGCUUUACUUAAAAGCUUGAGUAAUUGUAUUUCUAAACAGGUUGGGUUCUGUAUAACAUUUUGUGUGCUUAUUUUUUGUCACCAAAACCAAUUUUUAAUGUGGAAAGCUGCAAUAAUACAGACUUUACACAGUACAGACACCACAUGUGUGUUUUUACAAGUACAUAAUUCUGUAAUGCUAUAGUAAAUCUACAGUUAAAUUAGAAAAAUGUGUUUUGACUGGAAUUAUGUGUGUAUUGUUAGAAUGAAAGCAGAACACAGCUUUUUCUGUAUGGUGUCAAUCACUACCACCAGCAGCUGUUGUGACAUCAUCAUAUCUGACAUCAGCAAAGGAUAAAGUCAAAAAUUUGAAAUUAACUAUGGAAAUCCAAAUUUUCCCAUACAUUGAGUUCCUUUCCUAAAUUUUUCAGGGGAUGGCUCUGAAGACUUCACAGUGAUUCUAGCUCUGUUUCUUGUGCAUGUUAUACUUGUCUAUGACAUGCACUAGGAAGAGGUGGGUGAGCCGGAAUGUGAAUUUUCUUAUUUGUAACUUAUUGUUAAGCAAUCAUGUUUAUUUUUGAAGGAUAUAAGCUGGAAGAAAGCUGCAGAUUGGUAAAGUAUGGAUUUAAAAGAAAUGAAUGUGUCAUUCAAAAGAAUGACACACUGUAUAUUUUAAUAAAACUACACUAAAUUGUUAGCACUUAAUAAUAUGUGGCAUUAUCUUCUAGCAAAGUACCUGAUGCCCUUCUUGAGAAAUUCAGUGUCAUCAGAAAAGGCUGUUUCUUGGCUUGAAAUUAAAAAAAAUGGGAUUUGACUCCACAAGAGCAUGCAUUCCCACUGCCUCCCUGUCAGCCUUUAUUUAUUUGCAGACUGGCUGAUUUAGGUUAGGAUCAGCAUUUGGUUCUUCCACUUAUCAUCAGUGCUAACUUUAUGGAAAUACAAAAUAGGUGGUGGCCUAUCCCAAAACUUGGGAUGAGCAGCUAGGCCACACUUAGAAACAUUCAUCAUUUACCAGUAGAAAUGACUGGUUUUUAACAUUGUAAGAAGUAUGUUAAUCCAUUAUUGGGAAAUGAGGAAGUGAAUGGGAAGGCAUGCAAAAAGUAUUCCUGCUUAACAGAAGAGGAAGAGACAAAAGUCAGUAUCCUUCUGUAGCUGAGUGGACUGUCACUAGUGUCCUUCAACAAUGCUGUGGCAUUUUUUUCCUGAGCCCUAUAGCUCUUUGCAGGUAGAUCAUGAGACAUGUGAAUUGCUUCUGUCACCCUAUGGAGAGGCUUUUGGUGUGUAUUCCAUGGGACCUGCCUAUACCUCUGAUUAUGGAGAAAGAAUAUAAUGAAAAUCAUUGAAAAUGCACACAGAAGGGUACUGUUCUUAACCUUUAGCUCUCUCUGGGAAAUUUGACAAAAUAAAUUUACAGAAUCCAAAGAAUGUAACUCUGUAUUUAUAUGUUCAGGAAAUGCCAGUAAUUGAAAGUAUAAUGUUUGUGAAUCAAGUUAUAUGUCCCAUUGGUAUAACAAAAUGAAAAAGGUGGAUAAACUCAACUGUUCUGAUAGAAUUUUUCCCCCAUAAAAGCUAUUAAAUAUUAACAGAAACAACUCUGUCUGCAGGCUAAAAAGAAGCAUUGCCAUUUGAAACAUCCUUUAAAUUCACUAGUCAGUUACUAAUAAUCAAUGAAGUAACAAAGACUGUAAUCAAACUGCUUCAGUACUUCAUAAUUAUAAAACUGAUCAUUUUAAAUUGUCCAUAUUAAAUUGGAUAACCAUAAUAAAACAUGAAAAAUGGGGCAUGAAUAAUCUAUUGUAACUCGGUAAGAGUUACGUUCCCACAAACUGAAAAUAUUUCCUGUUGGAAGUUGUGCAUGACAAAGCUGUGUAUCUAUUUUUUAAAAAUAGCAACGUGAAAUUAUGAUGAAUAUCUCACUGGCUUUUCUUGAGAAUGAAACUAUUUAUAUUCAGGAAGGAAGGGAUCAGAUGUGGCAUCGUCACAAACAGAGGGAGUUCCUGAUUGCCUCGAGCAAACAUCAGCUCUGACAGGAGCAUGUGGGCUCCAUGUGGCUGAUCUUAGACCAUGGUGGCUUUUUGGGCUCUGCAUGCAUUCCUGGAGACUAAGUCUGGGACAGUUCUUCAAAACCUAGAGAGGUAACCUCAUUCCCCUCACAAAAUUCAGUGGGAAAAAUGGGAGAAAUUCACCACUGAAUUCAUUUUCCAUAGUCUCUGUAGGCAGUUUUUUUUGUGGGAGGGCAUGUUCUGACCCCUUGUAUAUUUUUGUGGAAAAUUGGUACAGCAAACUGCUGCUGUGAUGGCUCUGCCAUGAAGCUAAAAUCUAGUCCUUUCAUUGGCAUACAUUUCAGGCAACACAAUAUAUCUAACAAUUUCAGACUUAAUGAAGGCAGCCAUCUUUCACAUAAGAAAAUUUCACAUAUAUGCAGAUUAAUAGCAUCCUAGAUAAAUGCUAGCCCUAUUCCACACUUUCAUCCUCAGCUUUAGGAUGCUUAUAAUAUUAAUGACAUAGUUAGAGGAGAGACAGAUGGCAAACCCUGUUAUUAAGGUUGUCUGACAUUUCCCAUAGUCAAGGAAGGCAGCUGCUGAGCCCUGCAGCAUUGUCCACCCCAGGUGUGUAUUGAGCAUGACUAAGCCAAGGGGGAAUGGCCUUUCCUUCCAUGAGUGGCCAUCCAAGGUGGUGAUGUACACAUGACCACAUAAAUGCCUAGAUUGUAGGAUUUUUCAUACUAUAUCUUCCUCCUGCUCCUUCCUGUCAUGCAAAGUUAUGUAAAUAAAAUACAAGUAAAUUUACAGUGUUCACCUUCCAGGCUAAGAAGUGGCAUUAUGGUAGGAAUGCAGCAUCAGUGAUUUCUUGUGGUUUUUUCUUUACUGUUUAAAAGGUGCUGAUAUAAAUAUGACUUAUAUUUCAGCAAGUUAUGAAACACAAUUUUUUAUAGACUGUACCUCCACAAAUAGUUGUAGACAGGCAGACAUAGCCAAAUAGUAGCUGUAUGCUGGUCUUGUUGAUGCUGCUAGGAGAGUGAACUUCUGUUCAGUCACAGUACCAGCCUGUGGUGUUAAUUCAUUAUGCCAUGCCAGCCUCCACACUGACUCCACAGCAUGAAGAAAUUUAUAGAAAUAUGCAAACACUGGAAUAACUUUGUAUUCAAAUCUUUCCUCAAAUGUCCUUUGCAGUGGUGCUCACCAAAAAUUUAACAGCAGCUGAGCUGCUAGUGAGCUGAAAUAAGGCUUUAUCUUGCUGACCUGUGCAGUUUCCUUGAACCCCCCUGGCACUGUAGCCUGUUGUUUCUUGUCUUAGAUUGUUAAGCUAUCUGUCAUACGGGUUGUGUUUUUCUCUCUUUGCUUUGUGGCUGACACAAUUUUGUCUGUUAGUAGAGCUCUUGUGUGCUUAUAAUAACAGUAAUAAUAAAUAUGA